Molecule: messenger RNA, 380 nt
Organism: Trichoderma asperellum CBS 433.97
Lineage: Eukaryota; Fungi; Ascomycota; Sordariomycetes; Hypocreales; Hypocreaceae
Source: RefSeq, a predicted model, not a curated record
GCACGUUCAAUUUUUUCCUUUUCAUGUUUCUCAUUUUCUUUAUUUUCCUCAUUCUAUGUCUAAAGUAAGAAGGCUUGGUCGGGUUCAUGGUGGCACAAAAAAAUAUUUGCCGGUUGGAGCGCUCGUCUUUGGUGUUAUUACAACUGUCUAGUUUCUUGACAAAGGGACGGGUGGUGAGGGAAGGGGAGGUGGUCUCUUUUUUCUUGUUUUUUUUUUUUUCCUUUUUUCAUAGUUUUCCCCUUUUCCUUGUUUGCAAAAUUUCCUAUUUUUUGUUGCGCCGAAUUUCAGCGAUUCGUGGUCGGUAGUUUGCGGGUUUUUUCCUAUCUUUUGGCUGUUUAUUCAUCGUUGAGAUUCUGGCACAGCUCAAGUUAUUCCUGUUU